AUGCGUCCAACCCUUGUGAGACUUGUGAAACCACGUCGUCCAGAGAGAAAUACUUCCCCGAUACUUCCACCGCUUCCAUUAUACCGAGCAAUCUUACGAGCCCAUCACAGGAAGUUACCGCAAGAGUUGCGUUACUUAGGUGACCAAUAUGUGAAAAAGGAAUUCAAGGACCAUAAAAAGAUCGACAACCCCCUACACAUUGUUGGGUUUUUAACUGAAUGGCAAGACUACUUGAAGCAGAUUGAUGGCGGGUCAUGGCUGCAUGGAAAGUUGAGUAAGGACGAUCUCGACAAGAUGUCCCCUGAACAAAUCGGUCAACUACACGAAUUGAUGGAGGCAACAAAGAAAAUCGGAAAAGAAAGUAUAGAAUAA
This is a messenger RNA of Candida dubliniensis CD36, 372 nucleotides long. RefSeq lists its product as uncharacterized. Gene Ontology annotation, biological process: succinate metabolic process; mitochondrial respiratory chain complex II assembly. Gene Ontology annotation, cellular component: mitochondrion; mitochondrial intermembrane space. The transcript has a single exon. The coding region runs from base 1 to 372 and encodes 123 amino acids. The record is from RefSeq and is a predicted model, not a curated record. NCBI's taxonomy places the organism in Eukaryota, Fungi, Ascomycota, Pichiomycetes, Serinales, Debaryomycetaceae.